Molecule: messenger RNA, 8145 nt
Organism: Trichoplusia ni (cabbage looper)
Lineage: Eukaryota; Metazoa; Arthropoda; Insecta; Lepidoptera; Noctuidae
Product: ataxin-2-like protein
Exons: 19
Biological process (GO): cytoplasmic stress granule assembly
Cellular component (GO): cytoplasmic stress granule
Molecular function (GO): RNA binding
Source: RefSeq, a predicted model, not a curated record
AAAUGUUUUCAUCACCUUCUACCACUGUAUUCAGUAUUUAACGAUGUUUAUUUGUUGUCCAGGUCACCACGGGGCCGCGUGGUACCAGAGGGCGUCUACAACAACGCACACUUCAUGCACGCCGCGACGUCGCACGUCGGCGACAUCGUACAGGUGCUCACGCAGUCUGGAAGCUUAUGGGAAGGAGUCUUUAAAACUUUUAGCGCACAAUUUGAAGUUGUUUUAGAAGUGGCUCAUAGAGUCGACCAAGAAGGCGUUGUUGCCGUAGAUUCAGUAGUUGAGAAAUUAAUCUUCAAGCCACAGGAUGUUGUCUCCAUUAGGGCGAAGGAUUCGGACCUUGAAUACGCCACCCAUGACGUUUUCCAGACAGAUAGUGCUAUAUCUAGCAAGUUUAAUGGUAACGGACGAACAGGCGAGGAGCGCUACCUCGAACCUUGGGACGGCUGCGACGUUGAAGUCGGCGAGUCUCCUCAACUGAACGGGGACGCGCUACUCGAAGAGUUGGAGCUCGACCACCGCGCCAACGGCUGGGACGCCAACGACAUGUUCCGUAAAAACGAAGAGGUGUACGGCGUACACAGUACCUAUGAUCACUCGCUGGCUGGCUACACGCUGCCGCUGCAGAGAAAGGAUACUCAAGAUUAUAGGGACGCGGAAGCAAAAGCAGAAGAGAUUGCAGCUGAGAUAGAAAACGCGGCUUCGUCGAAGGCGCGCAUCGAGUUGGAGAACGGUGACGAAGAGGAGAGGUUUGCGGCCGUCGUGCGCCCGCAAGAUGGCGCCUCGAGCGCCGGCAAAUAUGUUAUACCCAACAAGAGGAAGAACAUGCAGACUGGCAAGCUGGUAAAGCCGGGCGCGAGCAACAAUGGCGGGUCCCCACCGUGUGUGGUGCGUGGGGGCGCGGGGGGCGCGGGCGCGGCGCUGGCGGCCAAGGACAAGGAGCAUCGCGCGCCGCGCCCGCACCUCGCGCCGCUGCCCGCCAUGCCGCCGCCGCCCGAGCGCCGCCAGGACGACGCGCCGCUGGGCGUAAUGGGCGCGGGCAGUGCAGGCAGCAAGAGCUACGCAGCGCAGGCCGCGCAGGCUGCCUACCACGUGCCGCCCUUCCCGCCGCACCAGCAACACGCGCCUGCCACCAGUGUCAACAAGGUGAACGGCGAGCCCCGAGCGCCGCCACACCCGCGACAGGGAUUCCCACCACACCAUCAUCACAACCCGCCGCCGUCGGGCGAGGCGCUGGGCCGGCCGCCGCGACACGCGCCGCCAGAGCCGCGCCGCGUCGAAGACGUGCAGGACCUGCGUAAGUUCAGCCAGGACUUCAAGCUGGUGUCAGCAGGCGGUGUCCCGCCGUCCCCGCAGCCGCAGCCGCCGCAACAGCAGCAGCAGCCGCAGCCACAGCCGAGCCAGCCCCCGCCGGCGCCCAGCCCGCCGGAGGUGUCGGCCAACGCGUGUGCGGCCGACGCGCACGCCAAGCGCCCGCCCAAGCAACACACGCCGCCCGUACUGCACAAGCAGGCCCCGGCGGCCCCGAAGGGCGAGUCCCCGGGCGCGGCGGAGGAGCGCUCGCUGCCGUCGGCGUCGCCGCCGUCGUCGUCGUCGCCCGGCGUGGAGCGCGUGGCCGCCAUCAAGAAGUCCACGCUCAACCCCAACGCCAAGGAGUUCAACCCUGCCGCCAAGCCCUUCACGCCGCGCAGCCCCAGCACGCCCAACCCCAGCCGGCCACAUACCCCCGGUACUCCGUCAGGUGUGGGCGUGGGCGUGGGAGUAGGCGUCGGUGGCGUAGGCGUGAACUUGGGUGGAGUCAGUGUAAUGGGUCCCGGAGUCAGUUAUGUACCCGCACCGCAUCCGCCACCGCCUAUGCAAUGCUACCCGCAGGUGGCGGCCGUGCCCUACGCGAUGAUGGCGGCCGCCGCCGCCGCCGCGCAGCAGCCGCCCGCCUACCUGCCGCAUCCGCAUCCCGCCAUGGAGAUGGGGUGCGAGUGUCGCCAGUACGCGCCGCCUAUAUUCAUGGUCCCCGACAAGCGCGAGCGAGCCGACGCGCUGGCUUAUGGCGCGGCGAUGGGAGGUGGCGCCGGAGUAGCGGGCGUCGCCGGCGGCGCUGGACAGCCGCCGAUGCAGUCACAGCAACAGAGAAACUUCAGAAAAGGCUCGGGCAUGCAGGUAGCCGCGGCCACGGGGCAGCCACUGCUGGCGCCGGCGCCCAUGCAGCAGUUCGUGCCCUACCCGCACCCGCACCCCGCGCCGCACCCCGCGCAGCCCGCGCUGCAGUACCAGCACAUGGUCCGCAUGUACCACGGCGGCGGCGUGGGCGCCGUGGGAGCAGUAGGCGCCGUGUCGGGCGUGGGCGGCGUGGGCGCGGGCGUGGGGUCGGGCGAGGUGGGCGGCGCCACGCCGGUGGGCUACGCGCCGCCGCCCGCGCCGUCGCCCGCGGCCGCGUCGCCCGCGCUGUACCCGCCGCCCUCGCCCGCGCACACGCCGCACCCGCACCCGCACCACCCGCACCACCACUACCAGCAGCCGCCCUUCCAGACAUACCACCAGGUGCUGUGCCCGCUGAUGGGGCCGGGUGGGUCCGGCGGUCACCACCACCACCACCAUCACCUGGCCUACCUCAACCACGCGCCGCCCACCGCCUCGCCGCCGCAGCCACACCCACACUCGCUACAGGGCGUGCUGCUGCCGGGCUCGGGCGCGGCCACGCCGGCCGCCGCGCCGCACCCCUAGCGCCGCGCGCCGCCACGCCCGCCCGCCGACACGCGCCCGUCUAUGUCUCUAGCUCGACCCUACACAACAAUGUUUGUAACCCAAACUGUUGAUUCCCUAACAUUUGUAGAAACCAAAUUUGUAUAAAAGUGCACUUGCGAUGCUUCUUAUUAUGGUAUGUGUAAAUUGUAAAAUAAUGUCCGAGGUGACUUUGCAAUGGAGGUACGACGAGCGAUGACUCCUCCAGUGUGUCGCUAGCUCGUACGCCCUCAGUAAGCUAAAAUCUCCGCAAAUUAUAUGUAACAAACAUUUAGAAGGCAAAGAUUUUUUUACUAUAAUUUUUUAUCAAAAUUAGCACGUAGACUAGGAGGCCUUCAUUUUUUUAUCAAUGAAUAAGUGUCACAAGCGGUCACCACGUGAAAAUGAUAUUGUAAAGCCAUUCGCUUGGCGAUAUUAAAUGUUCAUUUGUACGUGUGACGCAAUAUCCAGCUCAUCUCGCUUAAACUUAUAUUGCUCAUACAAUAAGGUGACGCGGCUAAAAGCAAAACGUAAUAUAUUUUUCUAACUUUAAAGAUACAACGUAAAGUAAUAACUAAAUGCCUUCUUUUCAUCGCAAUAAUUGGUGUAUUUUGAUGUUUUUGUAAUAUUUUUACUUUGAAUUUUCGCGUGGCAAAUUAUUUUUAAGUUUUAAUUGUUGUAUGAUGUUCGUUAUAUACUAGUAGUGAACGCCGUAACCUGUUAUUUUUAAAUGUUCAAAGUCAAUUCUUAGCCCUCUUUAAAAGAAUAUUAUUGUUACUUUUGCCGAUUGUUAUUCAAACGAACAUGAUAAACAUGCAUUGUGAUAUAAACCAAAGAUAGAAGAACGUCGUCAACUAAAUAUUGUUGUCAUAUUAAAUGGACGACAAUAUUUAUUUUGACGAUAAAUACGCGGUUUGGAAUUUUAUUAUAAAAAUAAAUUGUCACGUGGAAACUCAGAACUAGUAUGUUACCUUCUUAUAGAAACUGGCAACUCUUCCAAAAUUUUUAUACAGUGUUGCCAUUUAAUUUUAAAACCGUGUUUAUGGUAUAAUGCACACAGACCGCUUAGCGCGGCGGGGCAAAUGAUAAAGAAUGUUAUAUAAUAUGGUAUUGUAUGAAUUACUUGUUUGUUUGUAUGUGUGUAAGGAUAGCAAGUCUUGUACGGACAGUGUGGUCCGCCCUCACGCGGAGCUGGGGCGGACAUAUGUAUUAUAAUUAGAUAAUUCACUCUCUAUGAUACUUAUCGGCGGCAGUCGCGAGGAAUUCGAUGAGACGACUCCACUGUUUAUUGUAUUUAUUAACAGAAGAGAGGUGUGUGCUUACCUUGUAUAAAUAUAAAGUAAAUCGAAAUAAAUAUCAUAAUAGGGUUUGAUAUAACGAGUCUACAACUAUUAUAAAUAGGAUAUUAUAUUGUGUACCAUGAUAUUUAAGUUCGGCCCCACGCACCGGCAGUUGUGUCAUCGAGUUCCUCCGCGGCGGCGCCGGUUGUCCUUGUUUCCUCGUUUCUAGCGACGUAUCGCCAUUCUGAAACAGCGAUAAGUUCGUUAACGCGUAUUUAUUUAGGUUUUAGGUUAAUUAAUUGUAAAGAUACCCUCCGCGAUUGCAUUAACAACUCUGAAGUGUCAAUUACACUUGAAAAUAUUUUAGAAAUCUGUGAAUAGUUUGUCGACAAUUCGAAUCGUGAAAUUUUAAGUGACGUUAUGAUGCUAGGUGACGAUUUCAAAUGAUUGCAACCUCUUUCAUUGGACAGUCGAUGUUCAAGAUAUUAGUAUCGGGACCAUUCUUGAUGCUCAAUCUAUGAAGAUUAAAACUAUACUGUCUUGCGAGUCAUUAGUUAUACUGAUUGUUUUUUAAUAUUUAUAUGUUCGCAUCUUUCGUCUAGUAAUGAUUGAAACGAUACUCGAUUUAUCACACUUUGUAAACUUCUUAGUCUGGAUGCGAAAUUUCUGCACUCAUCGAAUAAGAUUAGUGCCCUUUCUCUUUCAAUCAUAAAAAUAUGAAAUAUUUUGUUUGUCAUCUUUUAAAUCAGAUAUAAUAUUCAUAGUUUGAAUGUAUGUGUAUGGCAAGACAGCCCUUUGUCGUAAAUAUCAGUGAAAACGCAUUGUAUUUGUGUCAUCGGUCUUUUAAAUACUCCUAUCAUCCUUGUAGAGGUCACGGGGUGGAUAGAUUCUUACUCAAUUCGUCAAAAGCUGGGAAUUCUCUUGUUUUAAUGCGGACAGCCAAAUGUAAUACUGUUGAAGUUCUUCUUCCAAAAUGGUCUACAUGGCCAGACUUUCAGUCUUUAGAAUACAUGUUUAUUUUUGAAACAGAAGGGUGUGCAAACCAAUUGAGAUGAAUUCACAGUUUUUUUUAUGUUAAACCAAGCCUUCCAAGACUUUAUAUUAUUAAUUUAUUUAUUUAAAGGCCUAGUUAACUACCUUUUUGUUAAUUUUGCAAACAUCAAAAACAAUAUGUGCGUGUCUUACAAAAACCGCGCCCGCAGAGUAUGUCGUGCGACAGUCUUUCUAAAUUACCUUUCGCGUUUCAAGGAAUUGUAACCGUAUGCGUUACAGACGCAAAUAGGUUUGACAAUAAAAUGUAAAAUUUGAUAGAUAGGUGUAAGGAAGCUAGGAUGCAUAUAUUAUAUAUAUUUACGACAUAACUGACUCUAUUCAAUUACAAUAAUGUCAGGUUUGUCAGGUAAAUACGUCAUCGGAUAUAUAUCGUUAAAUAAAAGUAAGGCUCACAAGAUUGCACAAUCGAGAAACAUUUUCCCCAUAGUGUUGUAUAGGUAUUUAUUGAUAAGUUUCAGCUUAAUCGAGGAUCGUAAAAUGCUUAAUAUAAAGUGUGGCAUCAAGGGGAGCUAAGUCCAUGACCUCCGCGCGGUGCUCCCUGGGUAGCGCCAAAUGUGGACGAUGACAUUCACAUUCUUUUAAAUAGAUUUGCUAUGUCGACUAUAUCAUGAAAGCAUACCCAUCGAAAUGAAUAACUGUGACGUGAAUAACCGUGCUGCUGAGUUUUUUCUUUCUUUUAUAAAGUUAUUCCAGAUUUUUCCUAUUAUGUAUAGAUGCAUUCCUUUUUUUUUGUUUGUAAAAAAAUAUCAAAAAUAUAUAAACAAAUAAUACUCCCACUGUGUUGCUCUAUUUCAAUACACAUAGGAUUAUGUACUGCAAGAAAUAAGGGUUUUUGUAGAUUUAAAAUAAUAAAUAUAGACGUAUUUAUAUAAAUAAACAUACAGAUUGCGUUAUAAAAAGUUGUGUAUCAAAUCUAAAUAAGUCCACGAAAAAUAAAUAAUAGUUGUAAAUAUGUAAAUAUGAUUAUAUAGAAGGGAAAUACUAGUGUCCUUUCCCAUACGACGGCUUAUUUUCGUGUCUAAUUUGUGAUGUAUAAUAAAGAUGUUUCGAUAAUGUUAACAUUUCAGAAAAUCACAAAAAAAAUGUUUGCGGAAAGGGCCUACAAGACCCGUACCACGUUCAUGACCGUAGAAUGGUUAAAUGUAGUUUUUUUUUUUCUCGAGAACAUGGUAUGGAGUCUCGUGUACUGUUUUAUUUUUCUUUUUUUUCUUGUUUUAAUUUAAAAUUUUUAUCGCGUGAGUGAGUCCACCGCGUAAGUUUGUUGCUAAAUGAGAGUAUGAUAAUUAAAAAAAAUGUAUGUGCGUGUGUUGAUUGUUGUGCGCCAUAUAAUAUUAUCGAUAUAUUUUUUGUGUGAAGUGUCAUGACUAGUGACGCGGACAUGUUUAUGUUUUAGCUAGGGAUAUACUACAUUUCUUUUCUCGAAAAUUUUUACGUGCUUACGAAAGACGUUCGAGUUCCUUUGGCCAUCACAAUUUAAUAUAAAAAGGUUGUGGUAACAGUUUUUUUAUAAGAAACCUUUGUAUUGGGAUAAUGAAAUAUAAUGCAACGAUGUUUCGAUAUCGGUUAUGUACUAUGUUGUAUAUACAUCGCUUACGCACACUGAUGUAGCAUUUAGAUUUGUAAAAGGAACUGACGAAUCAGACAACCGACUGUCGACAACCUUCCGUAAGAGACGAUCAACGUAAACUGAAUAGGCAAUGUGUUUUCAUCUCGCUCAGGCGUUAUAGAAAACGUUUCGAAGGUGAGUUGGAUCACUCUUCGACAUCGGUCCUAUGUUGCCAUGGUACUGAUACUAUAUCUAGCGGAGUGAAUAGAAGUUGUUGAGACCACUCAGCCUGCAUCGGCUGUCGUAAAUCAAGUCUAUUUAACUCAAUGCAUAUUGUGACUACAGCUGAUCACGUGUUGUGGCAAAAAACUAUAAUGGUGUAUGAUUUUUGUAUUAUAAUCAUUCCCCUCUUAUGGAUCCAAUAGUAUUUACUAUUCAGUCUAUUAUAAGAAUCGGGAACUUUUUAGUUCCUUUAGUUCAAGGUGUCUAAGCAACUCCUAUUUACUUAUUUUACUUUUGAAGCAAGUAGAAUUUUCUUCAAAGCAUAUUGCUACUUUCAUCGUUUUGAUCAUGUCGCUGUCCAAUCGUUAGGCUCUUCAGUGCUCAUGAAGCAUCCCUCGUAACUCCAUAGCAACUUCUUGCUUCAAAAGCAUGACCAUCAAGGAAAAUUACAAUUGUGAAAUUAGGGCAGCUCUCUGAGUGAGCAGCUGCGCAAUUUUUAUACCUAGGUGUAUAAUUCCUAUAUGUAAAUAUUUGCCACCGACUUAAUCGUCGGCGCGACCGAUUCGUGUGCCGAUUGUAUGUAUAGAAUAAAUUCUAUAAAAUUGCCUUAUAAAUGUGUGUGUUACCCUCCUGUCGGGGGUCGUAUGAGAGAUAAUGUUACCAACGUGUGAACCCGGUGUCCUGACAUUGUAACAAAACGCCCCUGAAACAAGACCUGUACUGGUAAACUAGGACUGUCCAAGCAAUUUACAAAGAAACGCGUUUUGGUAAAAUUUCAGCUCGCCGGGUGUAAAUUUUGUAAAGACUGAAGGGAAAUAAUGUAUGUUGAAACAAACCCAGAAUAUUGUAAAGUGAAAUUGGUUUUUAUAGGAGUGAAAUAUGAGCCUAAAACUCUUAUAUUGUAUGAUGUAAACUUCGUCGCGAAUCAGUAGAAAUCAAUGCGUAAGGACUACAUUGGCAUUAUUUAUAUAUUGCUGUUGAAACAAACUUAUUGCCAAAAUACUGAAAUCAUUUUUUUAUUACAAAAAUACAUCGCUUGGUCGUGACGCGAGUACUGCAGUCCUGUAGAUGGCUAAUAAUCAUUAUUAGCUAUACUUCUACUGAUUCGAGACAAAGGGAAUGAAGUUGUAUAAUAAAGCUUUGCAGUCCGCUUGGGAAGAUUUGAUUUGUGAAAAAAGUGCUUUUUAUUUGUGAGCCCAACAUCGGGCAAGUAACUGGAUUGUGCCAAAAAAUGGUAUGGCAUCGUUUAUCGUUUGUUGGACACACAACACCUGUGUCGACGAAUAUUUUUCAAUAAAAAAGUAAAAAAAAUGUGUUUUGAACACAACA